UUUUCUAUUCAGAUUCUCCUUUUUAUUUUUUUAUUCUGUCACCGAAAUCGAUGGAUUUGAGGCUGCGAACUCCGAUCAUCGCUGCAGCAGCGUUGUGUUUGAUUUUGAUCGGAACUCAACUUUCAAAAUCGACCGCUUUGGUUGCCACCCAUGAUUUCAAUCCUCCAUAUCCUAAAGCUAUUUCGGACUUAAAGGAAGCUAUUGUGAAGGGAUUAGGGUUCCAAGCUGAUGAUGUUAAGAUAACCGGGUUUGAUUUGAGGGAUGUCCUUGUAGGGAAAUCGAUAGCGUAUGAAUUCGAUGUGGAGAUUGAUAAUAAAGUUCUGCCCAUCAAGCUGUUGGAGGAUGUGAAGAAAUGGGAAUACGUUGAUUUGCCGAUUUUCCGAAUGGAGCACCCAGUUAGGCCAGAAGACAAAAACGGGUUGUUAGAGAAACAGCAAUUCGACGAUCAGAUGCCUGUUCUCGCACCUUUUCAAUUGGCUGGUCCAAUGGAGUUAUGGAUUCAAGAUGCCAAGGAUAUGAGAAUAUCGUUGCCUCACGAUGUGGAUGCCGGUGUGCUGAAGAAAGUGAUUUUAGCAGAUGGUGCAGUAGUCACCGUAAAGGGUGCACGUUCGGUUAGCUUACGUCACCCGGUUGAGCUUCCACUUCCACUCAAUCGAACAAACAACAACUUCGCCUCAGGCCUUUUAGCGCUAGCGGAGCAUCUCCAAGAAGCCGCCCGAUCCCAAGAUGGCCCACUACUCUCCCUCCGCAUAGUGGGGCCCACAUCGCUCUCAUCACCCGCUGCCACGUCAUCGUCGCCCUCCAACAACAGGCUCAAGCUCAAGCGCCUCGCCCCCGGCCUGGUGGAGUUAUCCUCCCCAUCUGCGUCGAAGAGGAGGUCCACCGUACCCACCGUGGACCUCCAAGGAGAGGGAGAAGCCACCGCACUUCUCGCGUCGGAUCGAUUCACCACGCUCUGGCCAGUCGUGUCGAUCAACGGCUCGAACGCAAACUUGAUGGGGUUCGAGCAGCUAUUAUCCUCUGUGCUGGGGCGCAGGGCGGAUAAGGCGGGGUCGUUCAAGCUUCUGAAGGCUGAUGUGUCUGCUCAGACGUUUACGAAGAUCGGUUUUCAGGUGGAGAAGAAGGUGAGAGAAGGCGAUGUGAUUGGUUUCGAGGGUUUGCCCGCGUGGAGGACUAAGCCCUCUACUGUGAGGAUGCAUUUUGAAGUGCUGGCUAAGGUCGACGGGAAUAAGGUUGUACCGGAGAGAGUCGUACAGGUGAACCCUGUAAUAGCAGAGGAUUCCGUGGCACACAGUGUCCUUGUGGGCAAUGUUACAAUGUCGAAAAUGCCCCUCGUUCAGCAGCCUCCAAAUCCAUUUGCCUUGUAAAACUCUUGUUGGGAGAUGAAGUAAUAUUCUUGAAGAUGAGCUAACCGUGAAGAAUUUUUUUUUUCUUUUUUUUUUUUUUUCUUUUUGGGUAGUGACAUAUAAUAUAUUAGAUACAUCAUAUGCCAUGAGAUGGUACAAUAUGUGAACUUCUUGUAUAGCAAAUAUAGAUAAGUUGAUGAUACCUUGUAAAAGUGAGUUGAUUUUUGGGAUUAAUUUUAUUGAUAUACAUUUAUAUA
Messenger RNA from Erythranthe guttata (spotted monkey flower), 1603 nucleotides. It is a transcript of the gene TIN1, whose product is annotated as tunicamycin induced protein. NCBI's taxonomy places the organism in Eukaryota, Viridiplantae, Streptophyta, Magnoliopsida, Lamiales, Phrymaceae. The record is from RefSeq and is a predicted model, not a curated record.